UUGGAGCAGGCUAUCGGGGGCCAACAAUCUGUGUGUUGGCUCCAUCUGCACUGAGACACAGGGCACACUGAGGAGACUCCAGUCCCAAGAAGAUGGCUCCGACGUUGAUGUUGCUAUUCCUUUGCCAAGCAGCUUUAUACACAACUGUAACAUCCAAGAAGGUAUGUGCUCGACCUCUUGUCACUGAGGGGAUUGAUGAAAUCGGCCUAAAACGUGUGUAUGACGUUGGAGAAGAGGUGAUCCUUAGAUGUGAACUGGGGUACUUGCCUUCGACAGAUGCUGUCCGGAGGAUUACCUGCACCGGCACAGGACAAUGGACACAGCCAGAGCUGACAUGCUCCCCUAAGAUGUGCCCAAUCCCAGAACCUCUGCGGCCAUUAACAAUGGGGAGGACAGAAGCUCCAUUCAAGACUGUGCUUAACUUCUCAUGUGAUGACGGGUAUGUCAUGCAGGGAGCCAAUAAGAGCAGCUGUUUACCUGAUGGUACCUGGAGCGACUCACCACCUGUCUGCAAAGCUGUGAACUGUCCGCUGCCCAAGCCACUUAGAGAUGGAAGAAUUGUCCAUGAUAGGCCAGUUACUACAAGCACCACCAUGUAUGGGCAUGGCUGGACAUAUGAGUGCAACCCACCCAAGGCUCCAAGUUAUGAGAGAGGAUCCUGCAUGGCUGAUGGAAGUGCAACCGAGCCACCGGUGUGCAGAGAGGUGAGCUGUGCCAUCCCAACAGCCAUACCAAAUGGAGUCAUCACCUUUGCUGUGAUGAGACAACAUAGCUACAAGGACAAGGUUAAGUACGCCUGCAAUGAGCACUAUGUUCUGGAUGGUGAGGCUGAGAUUCAGUGCCAAAAUACAGGAAACUGGUCUACCAAGCCAGUUUGCAGAGCUCCCUGCACAGUUGGCAUCAAAAGAGGCCGAAUCUUCUACAAUGCCAAGAAGCUCUGGAUCGCAGACCUUAAACCCAACAGAGUCCUCCAUGGAGAGCCUGUUGUCUUCUAUUGUCAGAACAGUGCUGAGAAGUGUGGCUAUCCUGUGGCCAGCAUCUGUAGAGAUGGAACCCUCCCCAUCCCAGAGUGCUUUGAGGAACCAAGCAGGACACAGUACACCUUAAAGCCCAAAAGCCUUCCAUCGGAAAUCGCAAUGUGUGCUGCCUCACCUCCUGCAAGCCCCACAAGCGCUGCAAGACCUGCAUAACUGUGCACAGAACAACCUGAACCACCAUAACAAUUAUAUGAACCACUGGAUCAUGAAUAAUUGAUGUGUAACAAUGUGUUACAGGGACAAAGGCCAUUUACUUUAUAUUACCCGUCUAAUAAUAAAGUAAUUAUAAAAAAAAUAUGGCUUUCAUUAAGGAUGGAAAAUGGUGGUUUGGUAGCUGAGAGAGUAUCUGGGCCUCACAAAAGAACAUUUUGUAUUCUUAUCUUACUCACAGUAAUGAAAUAUAGAAUCCAUGAGAUAAUAACUGCACAUUACUCCUAAAACAUGUACUCCUAAACUUACAUAAAAUUGUUUGUGCUUAAGAGAAUAUUGGAAAUACGAGAAAAUUGUUGAAUGCAUAUCAAGUUAUAAUCACAAUCUGAAGAAAGUAUAUCAUUUUAGUUUUCUGAUACAUACCUAUACUCAGUACUAAGGUUACCAUAAUAACUGAAUAUCUGAACUAUGUGUGCUAUCCUUUCCCACAAGAGCUCAUACCAAUUCACAGCUUAUUCGUGUGUGAAUUAACGUGAGUCUGAUCUCCUUCAUAACCUCUAUAUGUGACCUUAAGCACUCCUAUCAAAGUGUGAACAAUCCACACAGGUGCUUAGACUCCCCAUCUGCCAGCAGAACUGAUGAAGUGAUGAGAGGUGAAAUGCCCUCAAGACAAUGACACGGAAUUAUACAAAGAGUGAGGCCAGAAAAAAAUCAUACUUGUAUAGUUCUACCUUCUUGCUUUUAACCAAGUCUGUGUGGUUAUAGCUGACUAUGUUAUCUCUAAACUUAUACUGAUAUUGCAUUUAAGGAGAUACAUAAUUCUAGGCCACAUGCUCCAAAAAUAGGGGGCAGUAAUUCAACUUUUUGCAAGAAUUACAUAAUUUACUACAGUUUAGGAUGCAGCUGCACACAGUCCUGUCUGAGAGCAGCCUGGACCCGACAGUGACUGCCUAACGCCUCUUGAGACACAAGUGGUAUUACAGGACAGAAUGGAAACAUAGACUGUGUAUAAAUAAUGGUUGUAAUCACCGUGAUGUCACCCGUUGGUGUGUGGACUGUCUGUUUGAAGCAUUGGGUUCGCCGCCAUUUUUGUUUUUUUGAAACCGGGAGAGAACAUAUUUGGACUGGGGAGGCGUGCGGACAGGAUUAUCUAAAAAUAAACUCUUAAUGCUAAAAUAAAAUGUAUGUAACUUACUGGAAAAAAAUAAACAGCUGACUCCC
Centropristis striata (black sea bass) is the source of this 2408-nucleotide messenger RNA. Its product is annotated as beta-2-glycoprotein 1-like. The record is from RefSeq and is a predicted model, not a curated record. Bases 93 to 1190 code for a protein of 365 amino acids. The transcript is spliced from 8 exons. NCBI's taxonomy places the organism in Eukaryota, Metazoa, Chordata, Actinopteri, Perciformes, Serranidae.